Selaginella moellendorffii is the source of this 1092-nucleotide messenger RNA. Its product is annotated as DELTA-alicitoxin-Pse2b. Lineage: Eukaryota; Viridiplantae; Streptophyta; Lycopodiopsida; Selaginellales; Selaginellaceae. The record is from RefSeq and is a predicted model, not a curated record. The coding region runs from base 1 to 1092 and encodes 363 amino acids. The transcript has a single exon.
AUGAACGUUCCUAUAAAAGUUCUGCAGCUUAACAUCGAGGCAUCGUUCAACAAGAUUGCGGGGAGCAAGACAAGCAUCAGGACCACCUCCGUGUUUGUGGAGUCAUACAACCAGAGGAUCUACCUCCGGGACCAUAGAAGGGCCAUCCAAACCCUCCCACUCAACUCUGAUUUCCUCAGUGACUUGCGCAACCUUCCCGAGCCACCCAGCUCCGACAGCGCUUGGGGGCCAUACCAAUCCUUCUUGAACAAGUGGGGAACGCACUACGUGGCCGAGAUGUUCCACGGCUCAUGGCUGCGCCAGUGGACCGUGGCCUCCUCCACGGCGACGUUCACCCAGCGCCAAAUGCAGGCCAAAGCCUGUGCCAAGCUCACCGGCCUCAAGGGAGUCCUCCCCAACAUGGAGGGCUGCGCGGGGAUCACUCUUGAGGAGAUGCGCGCCGCGGAGGGGAUCAACACGCAAGACACUCGAGAGGCCCGGGGUGGAUCGUCCGCCACCGUCUCGCAGCUGCUCUCGGGUGACAUAACCAACGAUCUCAUCCGGAAGUUCAUCGAGGAGGGAGCCACGAGCAAGGAAGCAGUACGCUACGGCUUCUUUCCAGUGUGGGUGCCCGUCUUGUCUCAGUACAUGUCGUCCGCGUCCAAGGAGUGGAGAGUGGCGACGGCGCUCCAGGCUUACUAUGAAGGCUUCCUCGCCUUCAAGUGUCCCCUGGACCAGCUCAACACACCCGCGACUGUCUUGCAGCAGUUUCGGAGGCUCAGCAAUGGCAAGUAUCAGUGCGUUCGCCAGUGCCAGGGCUGCAGGCUUGACAAGGAUUGCAACCUUAGUGGUGUAUCUGGAUGCUACUGCUACGGUAACUCGUGCAUCAACGCUCUGGGACCGGAUGGCCGAGCUCAGGUUCAGCGGCAGAAGGAUAACCUCGACCGUAAUGUGCUGCCUAACAGGUCGUGUGAGUACAAGUUUCCUCAGUGCCGCUGCAACACCAAAUCCAAAGAGGCGAACUGUGGUGCUGACAACAUGAUUCCGAUAUGGGACCAGGGUCAGAACAGCAUUGCGAUCGAUUCAGACAUCCUUCUUUAUGACGAAGAAUGA